This is a messenger RNA of Lethenteron reissneri (Far Eastern brook lamprey), 4443 nucleotides long. Its product is annotated as intraflagellar transport protein 122 homolog. The record is from RefSeq and is a predicted model, not a curated record. Lineage: Eukaryota; Metazoa; Chordata; Hyperoartia; Petromyzontiformes; Petromyzontidae. Gene Ontology annotation, cellular component: intraciliary transport particle A; non-motile cilium. Gene Ontology annotation, molecular function: protein binding. Gene Ontology annotation, biological process: protein localization to cilium; non-motile cilium assembly; intraciliary retrograde transport.
CUGGACUAAUGACGGGCAGUACCUGGCUCUGGGGAUGUUCAACGGCGUCGUGAGCAUCCGCAACAAGAACGGCGAAGAGAAGGUGAAGAUUGAAAGGCCAGGGGGCCACCCCGUCUGGUCCAUCUGCUGGAGCCCAUCGCGGGAAGAUCAUCACGACACACUAGCGAUAUCGGACUGGGGGCAGAAGCUGUCCUUCUAUCAGCUCAGUGGCAAACAGAUCGGCAAGGACCGCACGCUGGGCUUCGACCCGUGCUGCGUGAGCUACUUCUCCAAGGGCGAGUACGUGGUGGUGUGCGGCUCGGGCGGCCGCGCACACCUGUACACGCGCGAGGGCGUGCCCCUCGGCCCCGUCGGGGAGCACCCGGCGUGGGUGUGGAGCUGCCGCGUCAAGCCCGACUCGGAAUACGUGGCGCUGGGCAGCCAGGAUGGCACGGUGUCGUACUUCCAGUUGGUGUUCAGCACGGUGCACGGCCUCUACAAGGACCGCUACGCCUUCCGCGAGAACAUGACCGACGUCAUUGUGCAGCAUCUCAUCACCGAGCAGAAAGUGAGGAUCCGCUGCAAGGAGCUGGUGAAGAAGAUCGCCAUUUACCAACACCGGCUCGCGAUCCAGCUGCCGGAGAAGAUCGUCAUCUACGAGCUGGUGUCGGACGACUCCGCCGACAUGCAGUACCGCGUCAAACAGAAGAUCGGCCGGCGCUUCGACUGCAACCUGCUUGUCGUCUGCUCCAAACACAUCAUCCUCUGCCAGGAGAAGCGGCUGCAGUGCCUGACUUUUGGCGGCUUGAAGGAGCGUGAAUGGGUGAUGGAGUCACUCAUCCGGUACAUCAAGGUGAUCGGCGGCCCCGCGGGGAGAGAGGGACUUCUCGUGGGCCUCAAGAACGGACAGAUCCUGAAGAUCUUCGUGGACAACCUCUUCCCAAUCGUGCUGCUCAAGCAGGCGACGUCAGUGCGCUGCCUGGACAUGAGCACAUCACGCAACAAGCUGGCCGUGGUGGACGAGCACAACGUGUGCCUCGUGUACGACCUGCGCACGCGCGAGCUGCUCUUCCAGGAGCCGAAUGCGAACAGCGUGGCGUGGAACACGCAGUGCGAGGACAUGCUGUGCUUCUCGGGCGGCGGGCUGCUCAACAUCAAGGCGAGCGACCUGCCCGUGCACCAGCAGAAGUUGCAGGGCUUCGUGGUCGGGUACAACGGCUCCAAGAUCUUCUGCCUGCACGUCUUCUCAAUGUCGGCCGUCGAAGUGCCGCAGUCGGCGCCCAUGUACCAGUACCUGGAGCGCGGGUUGUACCAGCAGGCGUACCAGAUCGCGUGCCUCGGGGUCACGGAGACCGACUGGCGGCAGCUGGCGCUGGAAGCGCUCGAAGGGCUCGACUUUGACACGGCCAAGAAGGCUUUUAUCCGAGUGAGGGAUCUCAGAUACCUGGAGCUCAUCUACAGCAUAGAGGAGCGGCGGCGGCGUGGCGAGAGUGCCCAGGAGCUGUUCCUGGCGGAUGUGCACGCCCACCGUGGACGCUUCCACGACGCCGCCAAAUUCUACAAGCGUGCCGGCCACGAGAGCCGGGCUCUCGCCAUGUACUCCGACCUGCGCAUGUUCGACUGCGCCAAGGAGUUUGUGGCGUCGGGCGACCCCAAGGACACGCGGCUGCUCAUGCGCAAGCAGGCGGACUGGGCGCAAGGCGUCAAGGACCCCCGCGCCGCUGCCGACAUGUACCUGGCGGCCGGAGAGAAUGUCAAGGCGAUUGAAAUCAUCGGGCAGAAUGGAUGGGUUGACAUGCUGGUGGAGGUGGCGCGCCGCAUGGACAAGGCAGAUCGCGAAUCUCUGGCGCUGUGUGCCCAGCACCUGCAGCGGCUGGGCCAGCACGGCUACGCGGCCGAGGCCUACGGCAAGAUGGGGGACUGGGCCGCCCUGCUCCGGCUGCACGUGGAGACACGACACUGGGACGAGGCGUUUGCGCUGGCAGAGCGGCACCCCGAGUUGCGCGAUGAGACGUUUGUGCCGUACGCUCGCUGGCUCGCGGAGAACGACCGCUUUGAGGAGGCGCAGAAAGCGUUCCACAAGGCGGGGCGGCGUGGGGAGGCGGUGCACGUGCUGGAGACGCUGACGCACAACGCAGUCGCUGAGAGUCGCAGCAACGAUGCGGCCUACUACUACUGGAUGCUGUCGACACAGUGCCUGGACAUCGCUGGCAGUGACACGGCGCAGGCGGAGGAGAUGCUGAAGAAAUUUGAGCAGUUCCAGCACCUGGCUGAGCUGUACUACGCCUACCACUCCAUCCAGCGCUACACCGAUGAACCGUUCACGUCUCACCUCCCCGAGUCGAUCUUCAACAUCGCCCGCUUCCUCCUGCACAGCCUGGGGCGAGACAGCCCACCGGGGAUAUCCAAAGUGAACACUCUGUAUGCCCUGGCCAAACAGAGCCGCGCACUGGGCGCCUACAAGCUGGCACGCCACUGCUUUGAGCGUCUGCUGGCGCUGCGAGUGCCGCCCCGGCUGCAGGAGGCCGUGAUGCUGGGCAGCAUCACCAUUCGCUCGAAGCCCUUCCAGGACAGCGAGGAGCUGAUCCCCAUGUGCUACCGUUGCUCUACCAACAACCCCUUGCUCGGUGGACGUGGAAACGCGUGCGUGAACUGCCGCCAGCCGUUUGUCUACUCCUUCUCAUCUUUCGAGGUGCUGCCCCUGGUGGGAUUCUCCCUGGAGGACGGAGUGGGCGAUGAGGAGGCCUUGUCGCUCAUCAACCUGGAGGGGCCUCCCGCCGGCGCCGGGCAGCGUGGGGACACGCGGUGGCGCGAAUCGCGAGCCGGAGAGGCGGACAUGAUGGUCAUGGAAAAUAGCGAGGAUGCCGGGGGGGAUGCUAACGACCCCUUCGCUGCUCGACUCAGCUUCGAGGACGGCGCCGAGUUCGUGCCGGUGGUGCUGAACCGCGCGGCACUGCACUCGCUCAGCCGGCGCCAGGUGCUGGUGAAGCGCUGGCCCCCGCCGCUGCGCUGGCAGUUCUACCGCUCGCUCAUGCCCGACGUCCCCAUCACCGUGUGCUCCUCCUGCUUCCAGAUGUUCCACAGCGAGGACUACGAGCUGCUCGUGCUGCAGCACAACCGCUGCCCCUACUGCCGGCGCCCCAUCGAGGAGAUGGCGCAGUGAACGGGCUGCUGCUGCUGAUGAUGCUGUAGCUGCUGCUGCUGUAGCUGCUGAUGAUGCUGUAGCUGCUGCUGCUGCUGGUGCUGCUGCUGCUGAUGAUGCUGUAGCUGCUGCUGCUGGUGCUGGUGGUGCUGCUGCUGCUGAUGAUGCUGUAGCUACUGCUGCAGCUGCUGCUGCUGUAGCUGCUGCUACUGCUGCUGUAGCUGCUGCUGCUGCAGCUGCUGCUGCUGUAGCUGCUGCUGCUGGUGCUGUAGUUGCUACUGCUGUAGCUGCUGCUGUAGCUGCUGCUGCAAGUGCUGUAGCUGCUGCUGCUGCUGUAGCUGCUGCUGCAGCUACUGCUGCUGCUGUAGCUGCUGCUGCUGCUGUAGCUGCUGCUGUAGCUGCUGCUGCUGGCGCGGCUCCGCUGAGACUCAGGGGGCGCAUCGUGGCCGUGUCCGAGCAAGCGAGCCAGUGCUCAAUCUCUCAAUGUGCGGUGUUUAGGCACGUGGCGAUUCAAUUGCUCGAUUUGACAAUUGAUUUUGAAAUCGAGCUUGUGAGAUGUACUUGUCAUACAAUGCAAAUGAUAUGCAAAUUGUGCAGAAGUGGAGAAUCUAUGGGCCCGUGGUGGCCGCAUGAGGCCUACCGCUUAGGUACGGCCCACGGCCGAUAUUAUCUAGCCGCACGAAGUGAGUAAUAAAAGGGAAUAUUUUUGACCUGGCGACGACACUGUCAUUUUAUAGUGCUCAACCACUUGCAUCACUACAGGGGGCUCUUGCAGGGACAGAAGCAGCCGAGGCGUGCGUUGAAGUGGCCGAUGGAUUUAAAGAGACAACAAACGCAAACAGGAAACAACAUUGACACUUGAAUCGAAUCAUGAACAUAAAUUGUGACAAACAUUACACGCCUACCAAGUCUCUCUCUGCCUCUUGUCAUCAUAAGCUACGGUCAAUCCACCACGUGAGAAAGGCUUCCCCAAGCCGUUGUCAUCUCAAUGGCCGUGUCAGACAUGCUGAACCAGCAUCCCAGGGUCUGAGUGCGUCUCUCUUAAGGGGCUCAAUGGUUCGUGCCAGAGCACGGCACUUAUAGUUUGUCCGCAUUUCUCUCAUCACACGACAUCUCUCACUCUUGUCAAUAUCGCUCUCAUUUCACUACAUGUGUCUCAUUUCUAUCAUCGUACCACAUCUCUCUUGUGCACAUUUUUUCUCACCUCACUGCAUCUCUAUCUCUCACCUAAGCCGCUUCUGUCGUCUCACUGAGUUUCUACUGGUAGGAACCUCCUGGUUACACCAGCCCACAGGGGACUAUUGUGUCUGUCGUGCAGGGAC